CUCCUCCCACCCCCCCGGCCUGGUGCGGCUGCCAUUGGGCGCUGGGCGGGGGAAGGUCUUGGGGCGAGCCGAGCCAGGAAGCCCGCGGCGAGCAAAGCAGUUGGGGCGGAGCUGCUGCUGCUGCUGCUGGGCAAAGCGAAAGGCAAGGCACGGCACGAUGUGGCCCGCGGCGCUGCGCUCGAGUCUCUGCAAGGCGGCCCCGAUCCGCCGCCUGGGCUGCAGACCCCUGUCCGCCGCGGCAGCCGCCGUCCCGCAGCCCAACCCACGGCCGGACGUCUCCUACAAGCAGAUUUUCAUCAACAAUGAAUGGCAUGACGCUGCCAGCAAAAAAACGUUCCCGACCAUCAACCCAUCCACGGGCGAGGUCAUCUGCCAGGUCGCUGAGGGAGAUAAGGCAGACGUGGACAAGGCAGUCAAGGCAGCCAAAGAUGCAUUCAAGUUUGGGUCUCCUUGGAGAAGGAUGGAUGCUUCCCAGCGAGGCAGACUGCUGCACCGUCUCGCUGACCUGAUCGAGAGGGACCGGGCGUACCUGGCUGCUUUGGAAACCUUGGACAAUGGCAAGCCGUACGCUAUCUCCUAUCUGGUGGAUUUAGACAUGGUCGUCAAGCAUCUCCGGUACUAUGCAGGUUGGGCAGACAAAUUCCAUGGGAAAACUGUUUCCGUGGAUGGAGACUUCUUCACGUACACAAGGCACGAGCCAGUCGGGGUCUGUGGACAGAUCAUUCCAUGGAAUUUCCCACUGCUGAUGCAGGCCUGGAAGCUAGGGCCGGCACUGGCCACGGGGAAUGUGGUGGUGAUGAAGCUGGCUGAGCAAACUCCUUUGACCGGUUUGCACGUGGCCAGUCUGAUCAAAGAGGCUGGAUUCCCUCCUGGCGUGGUGAACAUUAUUCCUGGCUUGGGGCACACAGCAGGCGCUGCCAUUGCUUCCCACAUGGAUGUCGAUAAAGUGGCGUUCACUGGCUCCACGGAGGUUGGGCACCUAAUCCAAAAGGCUGCUGCUGAAAGUAACCUGAAGAGAGUGACACUUGAGCUGGGGGGAAAGAGCCCAAAUAUCAUUAUGUCUGAUGCUGACAUGGACUGGGCUGUUGAACAAGCCCAUUCUGGGUUGUUCUUCAACCAGGGGCAGUGCUGUUGUGCUGGUUCUCGGACAUAUGUUCAAGAAGAUAUAUACCAUGAGUUUGUGGAGAGAAGUGUGGAGCGAGCCAAAGCCAGGGUGGUUGGAAACCCAUUUGACUUCAAGACAGAACAAGGACCUCAGGUUGAUGAGAGUCAGUAUAAGAAGGUCCUUGGAUACAUCAGUACUGGGAAAAAAGAAGGAGCAAAAUUGCUUUGUGGUGGCAAUCCUGCCUCAGACAAGGGCUACUUCAUCCAGCCAACUAUCUUUGGAGACGUUCAAGACAACAUGAUUAUUGCUAAAGAGGAGAUAUUUGGUCCAGUCAUGCAGAUCUUCAAGUUCAAAACCAUUGAGGAAGUCAUCAACAGAGCAAAUGACACCAAGUACGGCUUGGCGGCUGCAAUCUUCUCCAAAGACAUUGAUAAAGUGAACUACGUUUCCCAGGGUUUGCGUGCUGGAACCAUCUGGGUAAACUGUUACAACGUGUUUGGCAGCCAGGUUCCAUUUGGUGGCUACAAAGCAUCUGGACAAGGUCGGGAGGGGGGAGAAUAUGGCUUGCAACCAUACAUGGAGGUGAAAACGGUGACAAUCAAAGUUCCACAGAAGAAUUCCUAAAGGACACCUGCGACACAGGUGUAGCUGGCGUGGAAAAUGUUAGCCCCUUGCUAGCAGAAUAAGGAUACGUAGAGAAACGUCCUUCACAAAGCACACUUUAACCUCUGCAACUUAAGAAGCCUCUAUUCAAGGAGAAAAACCAUUUGCCUGUCUGCGCCUGUAUGUUACUUGGAUCUUUUUCUGUACCGAACAACAUACCUUGUAUUUGAAGUUCAGAAUAUCCGUCUGAGCCCUCUGUAAAAUGAAUUGUUGUGGUGGCACCAACUUGUAAAGACAGUUUCUGUGGCUUUCAGAAGUACCGUAAGAGGAAGUUGAUUGCUGAGGGUUUCUUUCCUUUCCUUUUCAUGUAGAACCUGAACAGCAUUUGUCUCUUUUUUUAUGUCAGAAAAUGCAACAAUCAAGUAGCCAUUCUAGAUCAAUAAGUGCUGUGAAGUUGGAUCUAUUUUUACUAGCAGCUUGUGUGAUUUUUCUGUAAGCUUAUAUGAAAUGCAUUAAACAAGUUUCAUAGUAAAA
Sphaerodactylus townsendi is the source of this 2242-nucleotide messenger RNA. RefSeq names its product aldehyde dehydrogenase 2 family member (gene ALDH2). The record is from RefSeq and is a predicted model, not a curated record. The coding region runs from base 158 to 1729 and encodes 523 amino acids. Gene Ontology annotation, molecular function: aldehyde dehydrogenase (NAD+) activity. The transcript is spliced from 13 exons. NCBI's taxonomy places the organism in Eukaryota, Metazoa, Chordata, Lepidosauria, Squamata, Sphaerodactylidae.